This is a messenger RNA of Suillus paluster, 2358 nucleotides long. Its product is annotated as DNA ligase I. The coding region runs from base 1 to 2358 and encodes 785 amino acids. The transcript has 16 exons. NCBI's taxonomy places the organism in Eukaryota, Fungi, Basidiomycota, Agaricomycetes, Boletales, Suillaceae. Gene Ontology annotation, molecular function: ATP binding; DNA ligase (ATP) activity; DNA binding. The record is from RefSeq and is a predicted model, not a curated record. Gene Ontology annotation, cellular component: mitochondrion; nucleus. Gene Ontology annotation, biological process: lagging strand elongation; DNA repair; Okazaki fragment processing involved in mitotic DNA replication.
AUGGGAAGACAACAAACGCUCGGUAAAUUCUUUGAAAUGCCAAAGAACAACAAGCCGGCGCCGCCACAGCAGUCGAGCCUGGCGGAAAUCGAAGUCAGCGUUAAUCUGACGGCGGACGAGAUGAAGGUGGGUGCGUCAGUGAAGUCUGAAAUUACAUCACCUGGGCCUUCCAAGUCCAAAAGGAGACGUGUAGUCGAGUCAGACGAUGAGGGCUCUACAACCGCCGCACCGGCUCUCACCAUUCCAAAUCAGCGCUCCUCGCCAAAGCCUUCAUCUAAAAGCAAAGGGAAAGCCAAAGCAGUGCCGCAAUCCGAGCCUGUGGAAGAACAACCACCCGAAUCCUCAACAAGUGCUGACGAGGGCGAGGACGAGGUUCCCGAGGAAAGCGAGUUGGAGGAUGACGAUGAGGCUGCGGCAACGCAAACCGCUGAAGAAGCACUAUCCCGAACCGCAGAGGUAGACGUCAAGGGCGGGUGGAAAAUAGGAGACCCAGUGCCCUAUGCCGCAUUAACGAAGACCUUUUCACUUAUCGAAGCCACCACCAAGAGGCUCGAAAAGACCUCCCUCCUAACCUCUUUCUUCCUUCUCGUCAUCCAACGCAGCAAGAAGGGUGAUUUCAACUCCCUCCUGCAGUCCGUAUACCUGUGCAUAAACCGCUUAAGCCCAGACUAUGUCGGCGUCGAACUGGGUAUUGGCGAGAGCUUGCUUAUCAAAGCUAUCAGCGAGUCCACUGGGCGGAGUCUUGCAACAAUUAAAGCGGACCUCAAGAAAGAAGGCGAUCUCGGGCUUGUAGCAAUGAACUCCAAAAACAGUCAGAAGACGCUCUUUAAACCAAAGCCCCUUACAGUCCCUUUCGUCUUCUCAAACUUGCGGGAGAUCGCAUUGUCGUCGGGACAUUCAUCCCAGGCAAAGAAGGUGUCGAUUAUUACGAAGCUCCUUGCUGCAUGUCAGGACUUCGAAGCGAAGUACAUUGUGCGCAGUCUGGAAGGCAAGCUCCGGAUCGGCAAUGCUGAGCGGACAGUUCUCGUGGCCCUCGCACAUGCUGCUGUUCUGGCUCAGGCACAAGCCGGAAAGCGAUGGAGCAAAGAGAAACUGGCAUCUCGCAUCGAAGAGGGCACUAACACCAUGAAAGCCGUGUACAGCGAGCUCCCCACGUAUGACCUUGUGAUUCCUGCGCUACUCACGCACGGGCUAUCGGACCUGCGCACGCAUUGCAAACUUACGCCAGGCGUUCCGCUAAAACCAAUGCUCGCCAAGCCAACGAAAGCGAUUGGCGAGGUGCUCGAUCGCUUCGAGGGGCGGCGGUUCACGUGUGAGUACAAGUACGAUGGCGAGCGCGCCCAGGUACACAUGCUGGAGGAUGGUAGCGUUAGCGUGUUCAGUAGAAAUUCAGAGGAUAUGAAGGCCAAGUAUCCGGAUUUGGUGGAGCAGCUGCCGAGGUGCAUCCAGGAGAAGACAAAGUCGUUCGUGCUUGAUGCAGAGGCCGUCGCUAUUGACAAGACUUCGGGAAAGCUCAUGCCCUUCCAGGAGCUUAGCAAGCGAAAAGCGCAAGGAUUCAAAGUCUGCCUUUUCGCCUUCGACCUCAUUUAUCUUAACGGCGAGCCACUCCUCCAAAAAUCACUUAGCGAGCGUCGAGAACUGUUAAGGGAGCACUUCCAGGUUGUGCCUGGAGAGUUCGAUUUUGCCAAGUCCUCAGAUGGGUCGACAAUAGAUGAGAUCCAGGCAUUCCUUGAAGAGAGUGUGAAAGACGGCUGCGAGGGACUUAUGGUCAAGAUGCUUGAGUCAGAUGCGAGUUACUAUGAACCCAGCCGGCGGAGUGUCAAUUGGCUCAAGCUAAAGAAAGACUACCUCGCCGGUGUUGGUGAUUCGCUCGACCUCGUCGUGGUUGGUGGAUACUACGGUAAAGGCAAGCGUACGAAUGUCUAUGGAGCGUUCCUCUUAGCCUGCUUCGACGCCGAUGGCGAAGAGUACCAGACAAUCUGCAAGAUCGGCACCGGAUUCAGCGAGGAGAUGCUGCAGACGCACUGGGAUACUCUGCGACUACUCGAGAUGACAAAACCACGUGGGGACAUCAAACCCGGGGGCGCGAAGCCUGACGUGUGGUUUGAGCCAAAGGUGGUGUGGGAGGUGCUCGCGGCUGAUUUGAGCUUGAGCCCUGUGUACACGGCGGCACAGGGCUUGGUAGAGGAGCGCGGGAUCUCAUUGCGCUUUCCGAGAUUCAUCCGAAUACGCGAUGACAAAUCGGCAGAUGACGCUACUGGACCCGAGCAAAUCUCUGAGAUGUAUGAGCGACAGGCGCUUGCGCAGAGCAAGAGCGGAAAGAAAAGCAAAGGAGACGGGGAUGACGGAUUUUGGUGA